AUGCGGCGGGGGUGGCCCGCCGCCGCCCUGCUGCUACUGCUGCGGCUCUUGGCGGAGUGCGGACAACGGCCGCUCUUAGACAGCAUGUCAGGAUCCCGGAUCGUAGGUGGACACGACGCUCAAAUCGGAGCGUGGCCGUGGUCAGUUAGCCUCCAGAUUCACCAAGCUGGUGUACAAUUUGUACACGUUUGUGGUGGAGUUUUAGUUAAUGAGAAUUCAGUACUUACCGCUGGCCACUGCGUUACAGGAAGGAAGGACCCACAUUCCUGGAGAGCUGUUUUGGGUGUGUAUAACCUUUGGAAACACGGUGAACACACAGCAAAAAGAAAUAUUAGAAGCAUCACUGUGCACCCAGAAUUCAAGAGAGAAACAUUUGAAAAUGAUGUUGCAUUAUUUGAACUUGAUUCCGCAGUACGCUACAGUGACUACAUUCAGCCUAUCUGCUUACCUCCUGCACACCUUUACCCGUACAUUGACAAUGAAACAGAAUGCUUUAUUAGUGGUUGGGGACGUAUAGCAGAAAAAGGUAAAACUUCGGCUGUGUUAAAAGAAGCACAAGUGGAAAUCAUUCCUUCUAGCGUCUGUAACAGUUCUGAUGCAUAUGGAGGUGUGGUUAACAACAACAUGAUUUGUGCUGGCUCUCGAUCAGGAGGCACUGAUACCUGUCAGGGAGACAGCGGUGGACCUUUAGCGUGCUAUCACCCUAGUACCAACAAAUACUAUCUCAUAGGGAUUGCUAGUUUUGGAGUUGGCUGUGGCCGACCAAAAUUUCCUGGGAUCUAUGUCCGUUUAUCUCAAUACAGAAGAUGGAUAAAAUCUGAACUUCUGUUGAGAAACAAGGCUGUGAAUCCUGUGAGCAUUACACUUACCAUCUUUCUGACUCUGAUACAUAUAGUACUUGUAGACUUUCUAAAGUGA
Messenger RNA from Gymnogyps californianus (California condor), 918 nucleotides. RefSeq names its product transmembrane serine protease 12 (gene TMPRSS12). Gene Ontology annotation, biological process: proteolysis. Lineage: Eukaryota; Metazoa; Chordata; Aves; Accipitriformes; Cathartidae. The transcript has 5 exons. The record is from RefSeq and is a predicted model, not a curated record. Gene Ontology annotation, molecular function: serine-type endopeptidase activity. Bases 1 to 918 code for a protein of 305 amino acids.